Messenger RNA from Seriola aureovittata, 7630 nucleotides. It is a transcript of the gene megf10, whose product is annotated as multiple EGF-like-domains 10. Gene Ontology annotation, molecular function: scavenger receptor activity; protein binding. Bases 528 to 3908 code for a protein of 1126 amino acids. Lineage: Eukaryota; Metazoa; Chordata; Actinopteri; Carangiformes; Carangidae. The transcript has 26 exons. The record is from RefSeq and is a predicted model, not a curated record.
UCUCGGUUUUCAGCUGCAGUCAGGCCCGAAUGGUUUGACCACGGAAACGUGAAUGGCGACUGGCUUGACCGCAGUGAAGUAAGACAGAAAGCCUUACUCUUGUUCUCUGGAAGAGACUUUGACACUGGAUUACUCAAAAACUAUAAGCUGAAUGUUCUUCCCAGCGCGCUUUGUUUUACCUCCAGCACGAUCAUGUGAAGUCAGCGCUGCAUUCAGUCCAAUGAGCCCGAUGACAUGUAGGUGGAUGACAGUCCGUCAUUGGUGGAGAGGCGAGUGACGUCACGCAGCAGUCCGGGCAGUGUUUUAAGAAUGAGGCAAGUUUAGUCAGUGUGUUGUUGAGACGCUGCCGGAGCCUGAACCCUGCGACAGACAGCUGAAUGACUCCAGCCUCACGUCUUAUGGGCUUUCACAGGGUCAGCGCUGUUCUGUCUUAACUACUGGACUUAUUACUAUAACACCGGAGGACGUAUCCAUGCGCCACGGCAGGAUUGUUAUUCUCUCAUAGAUAAGGUGCAGCUCUGACUGAGAUGGCUCCGUUACUGCACAGCCACAGGACUCUUCUUCUGGCCGUGGCCUUCUGUUUCCUGCCUUGCAUCGCUUCCUCCCUCAACCUGGAGGAUCCCAACGUCUGCAGCCACUGGGAGAGUUACUCAGUGACGGUCCAGGAGUCGUACGCUCAUCCUUUUGACCAGGUUUAUUACACCAGCUGCACCGACAUCCUGAACUGGUUCAAGUGCACCAGACACAGGGUGAGCUAUCGGACAGCGUAUCGCAGAGGUGAGAAAACCAUGUACCGCAGGAAGUCCCAGUGCUGUCCGGGGUUCUAUGAGGACGGAGAGAUCUGUGCACCUCACUGUGCAGAGAGCUGUGUUCACGGCCGUUGUAUGGCUCCCAACACCUGCCACUGCGAACCGGGCUGGGGGGGCUCCAACUGCUCCAGCGCUUGUGACAGUAACCACUGGGGCCCCCACUGCAGUAACAGAUGUCAGUGCCAGAAUGGAGCUCUGUGUAACCCCAUCACUGGAGCCUGUAUCUGCACUCCUGGAUACAGAGGCUGGCGCUGUGAGGCCCAGUGCGAAGUGGGCACCUAUGGAACCGGAUGCCAACAGAAAUGUCAAUGCCAGAACGGUGCUGCCUGUCACCAUGUGACUGGAGAAUGCAAGUGCUCACCGGGAUAUACCGGAGCUUUCUGUGAAGACCUGUGUCCUCCAGGAAAACACGGGCAGCAGUGUGAGGAGAGAUGUCCAUGUCAGAACGGAGGAGUGUGUCACCAUGUGACUGGAGAGUGCUCCUGCCCUGCAGGAUGGAUGGGUACAGUGUGUGGACAGCCAUGUCCAGAGGGGAGAUUUGGACAAAACUGUUCCCAGGAGUGUCAGUGUCACAACAACGGCUUUUGUGUGUUGUCCACUGGACAGUGUCUUUGCACCCCCGGAUACUCAGGAGAAAGGUGCCAGGACGAGUGUCCAGUUGGUACUUAUGGUGCUGGCUGUGCAAAGACAUGUCGCUGUAAGAACAACGGCAAGUGCUACCACACCAACGGAGUUUGUCUGUGUGAGCCUGGAUACACAGGGGAGAUCUGCGAUACCCGACUGUGUCCUGAAGCGCACUACGGCCUCCGGUGUGACAGGAAGUGUCCGUGUACUGCCCAGAACACACAAAGCUGCCACCCGAUGUCGGGGGAGUGUACAUGUCAGCCCGGUUGGUCCGGCCUCUACUGUAAUGAGACGUGCACCCCAGGAUUCUAUGGCGCAUCCUGCCGGCAGGUGUGCCAGUGCCAGAACGGUGCCGACUGCCACAGUGUGACCGGAGAGUGUAUCUGUGCUCCAGGCUUUACGGGUCCCAACUGUUCGGUCCCCUGCCCGGCAGGGACACAUGGAGUGAACUGCUCAUCCAGCUGUAACUGUAAGAACAGAGCUCAGUGUUCACCUGUGGACGGAUCCUGCUCCUGUAAACCAGGGUGGCAUGGGGUGGACUGCUCCAUCAACUGCCCCAGUGGUACCUGGGGUCUGAGCUGUAACCUCACCUGCAAGUGUGGGAAUGGAGGGUCGUGUAACGCCCUGGACGGUCACUGCACCUGUGCCCCCGGCUGGAGGGGAGAGAAGUGUGAGCUGCACUGCCAGGACGGCACCUAUGGUCUUGAGUGUAAAGAACGCUGUGACUGUAGUCACGCUGAUGGAUGUCACCACUCCACUGGUCACUGCCGCUGUCUGGCUGGAUGGACUGGUAUCCACUGUGACAGUGUGUGUGCAGAGGGCCGCUGGGGCCCGAACUGUUCCACCCCCUGUAACUGUAAGAACGGAGCCUCCUGCUCUCCAGAUGAAGGAACGUGUGAGUGUGCUCCCGGAUACAGAGGCACCACUUGCCAGAGGAUCUGCUCUCCAGGUUACUUCGGUCACCGCUGCAGUCAGACCUGUCCACAGUGCGUCCACAGUAACGGACCGUGUCACCACAUCACGGGACAGUGUGACUGUUUGCCGGGCUUCAAGGGGACGCUGUGCAACGAAGUUUGUCCCAGUGGUCGCUUCGGGAAGAACUGUGUGUGGAGCUGCAGCUGUACCAACAACGCCACCUGUAACCCCAUCGACGGCUCCUGUCAGUGUUAUCCAGGAUGGAUUGGCAGCGACUGCUCCCAGCCGUGUCCCCCUGGUCAGUGGGGACCCAACUGCAUCCACACAUGUAACUGUCACAAUGGAGCCUACUGCAGCGCUUAUGAUGGCGAGUGCAAGUGCACCCCAGGAUGGACCGGCCUCUACUGCACACAACGCUGUCCUCUAGGCUUCUAUGGGAAGGACUGUUCUCAGACCUGCCAGUGCAGGAACGGAGCCGACUGCGACCACAUCUCUGGACAGUGCACCUGUCGCACCGGCUUCAUGGGACGUCACUGUGAACAAAAGUGUCCUCCUGGUUCAUAUGGUUACGGCUGCCGUCAGGUGUGUGACUGUCUGAAUAACUCCACCUGUGAUCACAUGACCGGAACGUGUUACUGCAACCCAGGCUGGAAGGGAGCUCGCUGUGACCAAGCUGGUGUGGUGGUGGUGGGCAGCCUCAACAGUCUGACCAGUGCAGCCAUGCCGGUAGACACCUACCAGAUUGGAGCCAUCGCAGGAAUCAUCAUCCUGGUGCUGCUGGUGCUCUUCCUCCUGCUCCUCCUCAUCAUCUACAGGAACAAGCAGAAGGGCAAAGAGCCCACCAUGCCGGCUGUGACCUACACUCCUGCCAUGAGGGUCACUGCGGAUUACACCGUCACAGAUGCUCACCCACCAGCAUGUGAGGCCCACCCCAGCAACUACUUCUCCAACCCCAGCUACCACACUCUGACCCAGUGCAUCAGCCCCCCGCGAAUUAACAACGGCCCCUAUGGAAAGAAGAACAACCAGCUGUUUGUGAACUUGAAGAACGUGGAUCCGAGGAAAGGGGCUCCUCUACCUGAUCACACCGGCACCCUGCCUGCAGACUGGAAACAAGGGGACUGCUUCAAUGAACUGGGAGCGUACGGGAUCGAUAGGAGAUACAUGGGGAAAUCAUUACGAGAUCUGGUGAAGGGCACGCCCUACCACGCUAGUUCCUGUUCCCUCAACAGCUCUGAAAACCCGUACGCCACGAUAAAGGACCCUCCCCUGCUGACGGCCAAAAACACAGAGUGUGGCUACGUGGAAAUGAAGUCACCAGCCAGACGGGAUUCACCGUACACUGAGAUCAGCAACAGCAACCCCGCCAACAACCGCAACGUCUAUGAAGUUGAGCCGACGUUAAGCACCAUCCCGCCCCCCGGAGACGGCAGCGACCACGUACAGUUUGGUCAGGAUCCGUACGAUCUACCAAAAAACAGCCACAUCCCGUGUCACUAUGACCUCCUGCCAGCCAGAGAGAGUCCGUCAUCAGAGCUCAAGGAGCCGGACAGUGAAUGAUGGCGCAGACACUCAGUGCAGAGAUCAGGUCUCACUUCCAGUCAACAGCUCCAGCACUGGAUGAUUCCUCCAGCAGGCACACCUUAUGCCCAUGUCAUACUAUCACUUGUUAUACUUUGUCAUUAUCAGUGUAAUUAUGUAUCAUGACUUUUCUCUGAACAGAGUGGAUAUGAAUUUGGAGGUACAGCUUUUAUAUUUUAUAGCAUUUUUUUUAAAACUGCAAUGAAGUCUUCGUAGGUCAUUCCAUGUGUCAGGGAGGGAAGGUUUGCUUUUGCUGUUUGUUUUGGACAAACCAGGUUCUAUGAGGUUUUGUCCGACCUUUGAUGAACGACGAAAGUGUUUCAAGUGUUCCCGACCUCUCUCCAAGAACUGUGUCUUGCGGUCUCAAAUGGCGAUAACACACACAUUCAGAUGGUGUCAAAGCAUUUGUGGUGUUGAACGUAGUUGUACAGACGAGAAGUGACCCGCCCCCUUGUCACAUCUCCACACACCUGGCUAAUUGCUGCAUAAAAGUGGGCAUGAUGAGAUUGUGUGAUUCAGAAAGUUGCAAAAACAGUCAGAGGCAGAACCCUCCCAAUUCCAGUGUUGAAAAAGUGGUUUCAGAUGCUUUUAAAUGAUCAAAGCACUUUGUUUCAAGCGUACUGAAGCCUUUAUAUUGUUUGUGUAUAAUAUUCAACACCAAUCAAAUCUCUUUUUGUAACAACAGUAUUAGAAAAUGGCUAAUUUGGUUGAAUAUUAGCGAUUGUAUCAAAGAUUAGGUGUUUACGUUUCGAGGACGAGUCGAGCUGCUGAAGGUGUUGAUGUUUGCACAUAGUAAUGACAUCAGAUGUAAUCAGUCAGUGCUGAAUUAGUAUUUAAGUUAACCAAAGGUACAAAACUAUUUUUACAAAAGUAUUUCAAGUUGCUCCUUCUCCUCUUAUUGUAACAAUAUUCCAUUUUUGAUUUUAUGUCAUUUCAUAUAAUUUCCUGUUCAGUUCAUCAGUAGAAUAAUAUGUAGAAUAUCGUGUUUUGAUUUUAUUUUAAACAACUAAAACCAUCAUUCAUAAACAUCAUAUCAGCUAUUCAUACUGCUCCAUGGUCAUUAUCGCCAACAUGUUCUUCCAUAAGUACUUUUAUUUUUGCUGCACAUAUAUUGCAUGUUUGUUGCUGAGCUACUGUAGUCCGUUUAAAGUGAUUAUCAAAGGUAGUUGGAAACAAGAUGGUGAUCUUGGUCGACAUGAUCCCCAUGGCAACAUGUUGACCCUGUCUCCAGCCUGUUUCUAGUAUUGGUGUGUUUGGAUAUCAUGUGUGGAUCCGGUGAAACAUGUUAAUGCAGGUGUAAAUGCACGAACACAUCUCAGUCUGAAUGCUUCUGGACUGGCCACACUGUGAUCAGAUCCCAGUUCUUAAAGAGGAAAAAUGAUUUGGUUUGUAAUUAACACAUAACCGCAUUGAUUCUUGUUGCAUAUAAUGUUAAUACAGGUGAUUCUAUACAACAAAACAACUUCUUCUUUGGCUCAAGUUAGCUUGUAUGUGUGUUCGGAUUUGAAAGUUGGUUCUCCAACCCCAAAUUGUGUUUCAUAUGUCAGCUACCACACAACAGCCCCAGUUUGAGUCCCUCACACAAACAGUAGCUCCUGAUAAACAGUGGUGGGAAAAUGACCAAGACCUAUUCCUCUGUAGUGUCAGUAAACACAACACAUGGGCCUGUGAUAACUCUGCUUCAUUAACACAGUAGUUAGGUAUUUAGGACUGAUGAAGCGGCAGGGCUAUGGCUAUGUACUGGAUCACAAUGCAGACAGAAUAAGAUUUAAAAAAGAAAAUAUAACCACCCAGUUUUCAAGCAUUAGUCCCAGCCUCCCAGUGGGAAUGUCAUUCAGUACGCUGCAGGUACUUUUUGAUUUUCUGAACACUUCACAAUGCUGUUUGUGAAAUGUUGUCAUGACAGGAUUUUGGCUACAAGCUCUGACACUGAACACUGACAUGAUUUGAUCAUUUCAUAUUUUUCUGAUGACAUACUGAACAUAAGUUAAAUGCAUUCUCUUUUUGUUUGUUUGCUCAUUGUGUUGAUGUACUGAAUAACUUUGUUAUGCAUGAAUGGAGUGUUACUUAAUACAUUAUUUUAGGUUCUGUGUGAAAGUAGACACAGCACACAGCAUGGUGAAAAUUACCAAGACUACAUGGUUGCAAACAUGGGAACUCGAACCCGUGUGUAGAGCCACCCAGUGAUGUUCAGGAGGCACUGCAGGAACCAGAACCUGGGCCUCUACAGAACCUGAACCAUGUACAGGUCUUCACUGUGUUUCCACGGCUUUUUACAAACCAGGAUGUUCCAGAUAUAAACCAUUAAAAAUGCAACAGUGAGACAAUCUUCAUCAUGUUUGGAAGAAGCUUAACAACCUACAACCUGGAGCUUUGCUACUUGACUCUUCCGUAUAUACACAGUGUAUUUUACAAACCAGGACAUUUUCCGAUAUAAACUCUUAAAUGGCAAAACAAAGAAGGCAAACAAACGGACAACUAUAGAAGAUGUGGCUCUAAUAUUAUUUAUGUGAAGAUUUAUUGCUGAUGAAGAAUCUGUGGCAACCGCCUCUGUCACCAAACACUAGUGAAACCCUGGACGUGUUGGCUUGUCCGGCACAUGUUCUCCACUGUUCUUCUCUUUGGUUCUCCAGCUCCACACAGUAGUGAAAUAGUGGUUAAGACACAUGUUCCUGAGCCUUUCAUAUCACCCUCACCCAACAGUGCAAACAAAACCAGCCUGUGUCAAUGGCAUCAUGUUAAACUACAUUAACAUUAUAUCAAGGUUCUGCAGUGUUGGUUUGUCCACUGAGCGUUUUCCACUGUCUUUAUUCUUCUUUUUUUUAAGUUUUUGUUGUCCUGCUCCGGAUGUCACAUGCUGGUUAUUGUUGUGCUUGUUGUUUGACCAAUCACAAUUGACAGCACUGCUGACAAUCUAACUUCCAGGUACUGCUAACAAAGUUACCUGGAACUUGCAGUUAACAUUGAGCAGAGCCCAGAUUUAGUUCCAGGGACUUCCAAGUCCCCAAAGCAGGGAUCCAGUCCAGCAGGAGAUUUCAGGACCUCCUGUGUGGAGACUUCCCACCAGUGCUGAUCUUUAGACUGAAGAACCCAACACGAUAUGUUUGCUGGGUGUGAUAAGAGUUCCACAAUAACAUGAUCAUGUUGUCACCACUUCAUCCUCAUAUCACCAGAUUAAUCCAGUCAUCUGUACAUUAACACCCAGUCACUGACAGUUGAUCUUUAAUACUGCCAAUUUAAAGGGCUCAGCAUGUCUAAUGAAAUGCAAGCUUAAGCUGGACUUUAGCUUUUUGGAUCAUUUUGACGGGACCGUUCACAUUAUUAACCAGUGAUAAACUUUGUCAUAUUCCACAGAAAAGUGUCAAGAAAAAUGUCACUAGUUUGAUUGUAGUUUUUCUGUAUUUCCUUUGUCCUGAAAGGCCUAGAAUAGCAAACAGUCUUAAGCUAUUCUGAGCCUGUCUGAAAUGUUUGUAAAAUAAUGUAAAUAAUUUUAUCAGUGCUGAUGUAAAAAAUGUUAAUAUCACCUAGCGUCUUAUGUCUGAAACUGAGAACAGGAACACAUGUGGCAUUUGGUUAAUCAUGUAACAAUUACAGUAUGUAAACUAGGAAACUUGAGACUUUCUUUUGUAAUGUUUCCCCUUUCUAAUCUGCCAGAACACUGUGUAUUUAAAUGACCACUAAAGAUGUUUGCUCUGAAAGGA